Messenger RNA from Tuber aestivum (summer truffle), 4897 nucleotides. The record is from the annotation of a GenBank genome assembly. NCBI's taxonomy places the organism in Eukaryota, Fungi, Ascomycota, Pezizomycetes, Pezizales, Tuberaceae.
CUAUCUGCGAUAAGCUAUAAUCUCCGCAGUCAAAGACAAAACAGCUCGGGAAGGGAUAGCGUUUACCGGAUGCGGUAUAGUUAGACGAGCUUAAAAUUACGAACACCAGGAGUCCCCACCAUUUCAGAGAGCGUCGCGCAAUCCUCGAUUACCGGUACAGACACAGUACAGUACAGUACUGUACUCGAGUACCGUACCGUAUCGGCUCAAGGAGCGCCCGGAGCGCACAGAACUUGACAAACCUCAAAGCGCAACUUCGAAAACGCUCCUUAAACAUCGUACCUGUCUCUGGGAAGAAGGGCCCUGAAGCAGCGAUCAAAGAAAUGCUCAUCCACGGUGAGGGAAAGUCAGAAGCGAAUCCAAGCGCCAACACAAAAUAUACCCGCCCGUUUCACGGUGUCAGUACCGUGAUGGUACCCCCCAACUGGGACAAGUACCGGUCCUUCCUCUCAUCCGCGGAGUAAAAAUUUCUGCUUUCAUGAUUUGCGCGAUUAUCAGUCUAUCAUCUUUCCCCCGGUACAUACUGCCAUAGUCGGCGGGGAAACUGCCACGCCAUGUGGCCACUCAGAACCCACAGAGUGUUGCUCAAUAACCAUAGCAAUGCCGGUGGCACUGCAUGAGUAUUCCCCCAACCGUGGGAGAAGAUGUCGCGAAAUCGCGCAAAAGCCCAAAACGAGUUUUACCGCGGAAGCCAGAUUUCUGAGAGCUUGGUGUGGCAAAGGUGCUUGUCUCGCCAAGGAACGGCAAAUAGCCGUACUAGUACUCGUACAUUGGUGUGUGCGCCCUGAAAAAAGGUACCGGUAGUUUCUCACCCCCAUCGGGAAAUGAAAGAGAUGACCCCGGGUUGUUUGGAGCCUUUUUUCUUUAACCAAAGUUUUCUAACCAGAAAUGUCCCGAAAUUAGACAUAAGGGGUAAAAUGUGUCUUGGAUGACACAAGGGUCAAACAUCCUUUAGUCGCGCGCGCAAUAUGAGCGAAACCCAUCACUUUCGUUGUUACUCGAGUACUGGUAUUAUCAUCUUCAUCCUCCUCUCGCUCUUUUUUUCUUUUGCGCUCUCUUCGUACCGUUCGCCCAUCCACUAUUUUCUUCCGACACCGGCUGCCGUCUCUCUUUUAGGUAAAUCGUUGCCUUUAUUUGUUCCAACAUUGCCCCUAUUUGCCCUCCUUGGCCCUAUUAAAAACCUUCCUCUUUCCUGUGCUGGUGGUAACCCUUAGCAUCCCAUCCUGUCAAUCCCGUCCAUAGACCUGGGUAACUGCAGCGGCCAACGCACUUAGCCUAGCCCGCUGUUGGCACCCUGUUCCCUGUUCGUUUGCUGCACUUAGCCCGGUACCUUGCGGCGUGCGCUAUGGCUCAGGCUCGACACGCCAGUUCCAGACACGCCAAUCCGAGACAGCGCUCAUUUCGAAAAAUUUUCGCCCAUCGUCGUUCCUUAAGCUUAAGUAGCCCCUGGCUCCCCCAGAGUUUCUGCUCGCUUCCGUCUUCGUCCGUUUCCGCAUCUUCACGUUUCCUUCCUUCUUAAGCCUAUACCACCAUCUUUGCAUCGUGGUCCAACACUCAUUCAGUCAUUCACUCACACUCACUCGUCUCCCACCCACUCUUCGGAAGUUUCAAUCGUUUCACCUUCGUCCUUAAGCCAAGGGAAACCCUGCGUACUGAGUAACGCCGCCGUCGCCGUGUCUUCGUUCACUGUCGCGCAUAGGUCUCGCGCCUGGAGUUUGUCACUAUUCGUUCAUUAAUACCUUCUGCCGAUCCUAGCAAACUUUCCUUCAAGAAAACACACCUCUCGCCGGGACCCCGAUUCGCAAUGCUCUUCCAACGCUUCAUCGCUUUCCUCUUCGUGGCUCUCAUGCCUCUUCUUGCACUUGCAGAAACCCCCGGCACCGCCUCCACCACUACCGUUCGCAGCACUGUAUAUUCCACCCUGGUCACUUAUGUUACCAUGACUGGCAGCCCUCCAGCGGGGUCAACGUAGGUUCCCCCUGAUAUUUUCCUGAUUUUGGUCAACCAUCCACUCACAAUUAGCAGUGGAACCGGUAGCAUAAUUGUUACAAAUAGCACCAUUAUUAGCUCUGUCAGCUCACCAGCGAAGCCAACCGCUACUGAACCACCUUUUACCGGCGCCGCUGCCGGUACCCUCAGGUUCUCAUCUGGCCUCGCGGGCGCCGCGAUCGUCGCAGCUGUUGUCGGACUCUUCUAGUUUUGUUCUUCUCCUCGAUGGGGAAAAACCAACACUUCUAUCUCACUCUUUACGAUUAUGACUAUGUUUGUUGCUUUUUUUUUUGGCGGAGCGAUGGACGACGACAGGGAGGAUGCGACAUGGCAAGAAAGUGUCCAUGCGUUCUAAAUGAAAGACGUGUCAACACAAUUCCUUUCACUUCUAUAUCACUUUGAACUUCCGUUCAUCUAUUGUUAUUUUUCUUAGAUCGUCGCAUGGGGAGAGGGCACUUACGUUCGGGCGCAUACUUUAUAUUUUUACCGGUAUUUUCAGUUCACUUCUUAGGCUUGAGCCUUUCCCCAGCCUGCCUGAGGGCCUAUCUCCCAUUUUUCCUUUCAGACCAUUUAUUUUAGUCAAGAUACUGUGUAUCUUCUCACCAUCAUUCUACCUACCCUCAUUAUCAGCUCUUCACCUCGGGUAGGAAUAUUUGGAAAGCUAGUUUAGAUAGCCUCUUCUCUCCUCAUGUAAAGGCUUUUUUUUUUUCGCUCCCCGCCUUUUUUUCUUCUGCUCGUUGCUAUUUUCAUGAGGAGUCGGGGAUGGGAUUUUGCCUGUGGAGUACCGGUGCCGUAGAGAUGGGGGUGGGGGCGUUCUAUGAUACCCUAUAGCAAACAAUAUUCACAAAUACUGUAUAUAUAACCUGCCCCGUGAAGAGUUAGGUCAAUCCGGUACCUGCAUUCAUAGCCCCUCACCCUUUGAAGUGAACAGUCAAACUCACCUAAACGUUAUCCCCGUCCUUGAGGAUUCGUGGAUGGCCGGGUAUGUGGGUAGAGACGGAGGGCUGUCGUCGGAAUAACCUCGACCACACUAGCGGGCCCUAACAUAUCAGAUCUCACAAGUUGGCCGCAGCCUGCAGUCCGAUCCUGCGUAUCAUCCUCGGCUUGGGCCACGUUCCGCUACCAUCCGAUCCCCUCCCUGUUGAAGGAUUGAACCGGCAAGAUGGUUGGAAUAGGGAAAGAGAAGGGGAAAGGAAAAGGGAGAGAAGGGAGGAUAGAAGUUUGGAAAACGCAAGGCCAGUCUGUAGGCGGGUGUCCACAUCGAAAGCAAGUCUGGGUCUUUUGGGCUACUCAGUUCAACACACGUAAUUGGGGUCUGUGGCUACUGGAUUGGCCUCUCGGUGACUUGUGCGGUAGGCUAUGAUAAGAUAGCUUUACGAGUCGAACACGGUAAUUUACGAAAACCACCGGAGAUCGAGCACAAAAAAUAAGCGAUCAACCGUGAUGUUUUUUCCCACGGACGCUGUAAUAAACAUACCGGUAGUGUAAUCAAACCAGUGUAGUCAAACGGGUUAAAAAAAAAAAGACCCUAAGGAAAUCCCGAUAAAGCAGAAUCUUCUACAAGUAGUCCGGAAUCAAAAUAAGAGGGUAAAAAAGUAAAAAGAGAAAAGGAAAGAAAGGAAAGGAAAUAAAAAUAAAAAUAACCAAAACCACAAACACUGGUCAUCCCUCGACAAAAAUCCUUACACCCGACCUGGCUUCAGCUCGAGACGGAGAGACAGACUAACUAAGAGGGCUCCAGCUCAUAGGCACCAAGAUUCGGCUUUCCAUUUUUUUGAUGAGGGGCACGGUCUUGUGCACCGUAUCACUCCAUCCUCUUUCGCCCCAGCUUUGCUCCCUGGCAACUUGUCUCUCACGCAGGUCGGCAAACUGCCACAAGUGAUGGACUGUAUUCAAUGACCCUAUCUGGCAGAACCAGGCCCCGACACCUUCCAUGACGUUUUUGCGGGCUAUGAGGCCACGGCGCCAAUGCGUUUCCCAUUCUAAGAGAUGGCCAGGAAGAACGGUGUAUGUUCGAAGCUCGAAUAUUCCUCCAAGGGAACGUGGCGGACUGGUAGGCCAGAAGGAGAACUCUUGCAUGAGAUCGGUACGGCGGGAACGAAUGAUCUUCGCGAGCGAGGACUGGAAUUUUGGGAAUGUGGGAGUGGCCGCGAGCCUUGAGAACGUGUUGUGGUAACCAGCAUCUUCACCAGAGUCAGUAUCACGAUUCCGGCUCGUAUCCAGCGCCUAGGAUAUUUGGGGAAAGUUUACAUCCUUGAUACUCCCAAAUAUGUACUGUUGGCCUCUAGGUUAGCAGGUAUCCUUACCAACAAACAGGAGCUAACCCCACCAAAAGUGUCACAUUCGCCAACUUCCGUCUUCCAACUCCCAACAAGAUGGCAGUUGUUCUCUUUAUCAGUCGCAAUAGCUGGGUAUACCCCCCCGACCAGCUUCACAUAGUCCUCAACCCUAUCCGGUUUGGCGUGAUGGAUCUCAAUGGCAUGCACGUACUUCCCCCUCGCCAUGACUUUCGAGUAGCUCUGUUCCAUCUCUGCCUCUUCCUUCUGCCCCUCCCUCGAGCCAUACAGUAUACUCUUCACGAUUCCCGCUCUCUCAGCAUUACCAGGGGAAGAGAGAUCGCUGGCUUUUGACUUCGCAUUUCUGGCAUCGGACAGCUGUUUGUGAAAAGCGGACACCCGCGUUUUGAAAUCGGUUGUUGACGAAUCACUGUGUAAUAUAUCACCGAUACAAGGAACUUUGUGGACAUUCGGCAAGAUGGCAGAUGCAGAGAACUGUCUCAAUGAAGAGGGAAGCUUGCGGGGGAGCCGGCGGGAUAACAGCAUAGCCGGUGAAGGACGGGGGGCGGGGAAAAGGGACGGUAGUGAAAACAGAGGAUAGGUUUUUUUUGGAAGAAAAGGAGGGGUGAUGC